Molecule: messenger RNA, 3477 nt
Organism: Closterium sp. Naga37s-1
Lineage: Eukaryota; Viridiplantae; Streptophyta; Zygnematophyceae; Desmidiales; Closteriaceae
Source: the annotation of a GenBank genome assembly
AUGCUUAACCAGCGCCACGCCACGACGCUGCAGCGAGCGGGGUUGGGGAAGGCGGGGAGGAAAGCAGUGGAAGCAGGGGACAGGAAGCUGUCCAACGUGGCGGGCAUGCUGCAGCACUGCCGCGCGGAGCAUGGUGGGUUCGACUUGAAGCGAUUGCGAGCAGCGCAGAAGUGGGACGAGUAUCAGUGCAUCCGCGCUGUCAACUUCAUCCGUACCCACGUGGCGGCCCAUCGCUGCAUCCACUGCCUACAGUCCUUCCCCUCCCCACCUGACCUCGUUCAACACAUGGAAGCUUCGCAGCACUUUCUCCUCCCUCCUCUCCCGCUCACCACCCCUCCCGAGCCCUCCGCCCCGCCACCCUGGGGAGACGACGCGUACCUCAGAAGCUUCCUGGAAGGCGACCCUGUGCUGUACAGCUUGGAUGACGACGAUGAUGCUGAAGUCAGCGAGGGGGGCGCCAAGGACGGCAGCGCUGAUGCUGCUGCCGCUGGGGGUGCACGCGAGGCCAGUGCCGUGGUGGACGUUACCGGGUUACCACUCACUGCCGCGGCGGCAGGGGCGGCGGCGGCAGCAGCAGCAGAGGGGGGAAACGUUGGGGGCAGCGAGGAGGAGCGCGCUCUGGCCUUCCAGGAGCUGCUCUCCCUGGCGCAGGGGGAGGGUACGGGGGGGGAGCAGGCGGAGGGGGAAGGUGCAGGGGCGGAGAGCAGUGGGAGCGGAGGUGCGGGAGUGCAGGCAGCCCGCACAGGGGGGGUGGGAGGGGGAGUAGGCAGCUCAGGUAUACCUUCAGGUGGAACUUCAGGUGGUUCUGUUGGCAAGGGCAAGGAGAAGGUGGGAGAAGUUGCAGGAGCAAGGGGGGAGAUGGAGGGGUGGGAGGUUGCGGACGGGGAGGACGUGGCGCCCUCUCUGGAGCAGUACGUGACGCUGGCCAAUCAGGUGCUGCUGCUGCGACAACAGAACGCACAGCUGGCACACCAGCUGGCUGCCACGUCAGCAGGAAGGGCUCCAGAAGUCCCUUUCAGUGCCACUGCCGGCGGUGCAGGCACGGCUGCCCCACGCACGCCCUUCUCCACGCCCAUGGUCUCGCCCUCCCCCAGUACCGCCUCCCUUGUCGCCACCGCCACUGCCGCUGCCGCCAUUGCCUCUGCUGCAGCACAAGCCUCAGGCGCCAGCAACACCGCUGAAGCUGCCACCGCUGAUGGUGCUGCAGCAGGCGCGGGUGCAGGGCCUGCUGCUCCAUCCGCUGCUGCAGCAGCGUGGCAGGCGCAGAGCAUGGGAGCGCCGCGCACGCCCUUCUCCACGCCGCUGGUCUCCCCCUGCCCCAGCUACGCCUCCCUUGCCACCGCCGCCGCUGCUGCCGCUGCAGCUGCAGGCGUGGGUGAGUCGGGGGUGGGCAGUGGGAUGCACGAGGGGUCGGUGAAAGACAUGCUGCUGCAGGUGAGGCACGGCGAGCAGCUGCAGCACAAGCAGGGCCGACCUCCCAUUCCCGUAUCCCCCCGCCCAGCCUCCACUGGCGCCCUUGGUGCUGAGAAAGCAGUGGGUGUGGUGGCUGCAAAGGCAGGUUUGGCAGGAGGAGAAGGCACGGCAGGGCUAGGGUUGGAAGGAGGAGGUUCGGGAACGGCCAGCCCGGUAGUCCCUCGGACGCCUUUCUCCACGCCGCUCGCCUCGCCCUCCCCCAGCUACGCCCUGCUGCCCCUGGAUGAGGCCCAGAGGAAGCUGGCAGCCGUUGCUGAGACGGUGGAUGGCGCCAUGGAUGGGGAGGCCGCCGCGGCUCCACCUGCAGCACCUGCUGUUGCUGGUGCGGGUGGGAAGGGGGAAGGGGAUGGGGAGGAGGGGCAGGCGGCGAGGAAGCGGCGGCAGGUGACGUUUGGGGCGGUGCGGGAGAGGCAGGUGCGCGUGAUUGACGCCAACUACUUCAGCUCCUACGCCGGCUUCGGCAUCCACCGCGAAAUGCUCUCCGAUCAGGCUCGGACCACAGCCUACCAGGCAGCUUUGGAGGAGAACCCGAGCCUGAUUGAGGGAGCAACAGUGCUGGAUGUGGGCUGUGGCACAGGCAUUCUCAGCUCCCACUCCCUUCCCGGCUUACCGCCCAUUCCCCUCAUCCCUCCUGUGCUGGGCAGUCUGUUUGCGGCGCGCGGGGGAGCAGCGAGGGUGGUGGCGGUGGAUGGCAGUCGAGAGAUUCUCGCGGUGGCUCAGCAGGUGGGCGGCGCAGCAUUUGGGGUGGGGCUGCCUGGGUUCACAGGAUGGCAAGGCAGGCCGAGUGAGGUGAUGGAGGCACAGGGGAUAGCGCGCGACAACGGCUAUCUCGCGGGCGCCCAGUCCGCCCCCCCUGCCCCCAGCAGCACCUCUGCCAGCGCGCCUCAGCGCCCCCCACGCCCCGUGGUGUCCUUCGUGUGCGGCAAGAUCGAGGACCUCUCCCCCGCCCCCACCGGGACCACUGACGCACACGCGCAGGCGGGCGCUAGCGGCGAGGGGGCGGGAGGAGGGGGAGGAGCAGGGGAGGUGGCGUUGGAGCGGGGGAGUGUGGAUGUGAUAGUGAGCGAGUGGAUGGGGUACGCGCUGCUGUACGAGUCCAUGCUGCCCUCCGUGCUGCACGCCCGUGACACCUGGCUCAAACCGGGCGGCGCCCUGCUGCCCGACACCGCCUCCAUGCACGUGGCGGGGUUUGGAGAGGGAGCAACGAGUGUGGGGUUUUGGAGGGACGUGUACGGCUUCAGCAUGGCCUCCGUGGCACGCGAGAUAGAGGACGAGGCGGCUCGCACGCCGCUGGUACAGGAGGUGAAGGCGUGCGAUAUAGUCACGUCCACCGCCACCAUCAAGGUCACCCCUUGUAUCUCUCGUCCUUCACCUCCCUCUGCCGUCCCCCCUGCCUCUUCUCCCCUGAACCUCAUCCUCUCCUCCCAUCCCUUACGUUUCCCCCCAUCUACCUCCCCCGUCCUUCCCGCCCGUGCGUGGCAGCACUUUGACCUGUGCACCGUGGCAGUGCCGGACCUCGACUUCACCUCUGAAUUCUGCAUCACACCAGCCCUCCCCACCUCUGCUGCCGGGCCAACUCCCGCUGACAGCCCUGCCGCUGCAACUCCAGCAUCCCCUGCCUCCGCCUCCCCCGCGCUGUGCUACGGGCUGGCGCUGUGGUUCGACACGGCCUUCUCCGCCCGAUUCUGCUCCGCCAAGCCAGUGCUGCUCUCCACCUCGCCCUUCUGCACGCCCACCCACUGGGCCCAAACCCUCCUCACCUUCCGCGAACCCAUUGCUCUCGCACCUGCAGCACAGUCCACGGCUGCAGUGCUGAUCGGAGAAACCCCACCACCGGGAACAGGAGCGGUGGGGUCGGAGGGUAGGCCGGCGGUGGAGGUGAGGGGGAGGGUGAGUGUGGUGCGCGCCAGCAAGCACCGCAGCAUUGACAUUUCAGUGGAGGUGGUGGCGGUGGGCGCUGAUGGGGGCAAGAAGGCAUGGCCCGCUCAGAUGUUCACCAUAUGA